AUGCACCGAGUCCCAGGGGAUAUCCACGCUUGGGCUUUUCGGCGGCCACCAUCCUACCAUCCAUCCCAUCACCGCUCCUUUUUCCCCACCACGCCAGCACACUGCUGCCGACCUCUUACCCAGACACGCCGAGUGUUGUUGUAUCGCAUCUUCACCCUCGCUUCCGCCCUCGACGCCCUCGACGCCCUCGACGUCUGCCAGAGCGCGCUCCAGCCUCUUGCGUCGAACGGCAGUCUCCACUGCACCUACCCGUCUCCGCUGCAUUACAUUCGCGCUUGCUUCCCGCAUCCAGGUCCCUGCCUGUCUGUCUGA
Alternaria burnsii is the source of this 312-nucleotide messenger RNA. RefSeq lists its product as uncharacterized. The coding region runs from base 1 to 312 and encodes 103 amino acids. The record is from RefSeq and is a predicted model, not a curated record. The transcript has a single exon. NCBI's taxonomy places the organism in Eukaryota, Fungi, Ascomycota, Dothideomycetes, Pleosporales, Pleosporaceae.